AUGACGUCACCAGACGAUCGUGAAAGUCGCAAAACUUGCCUGUCCUACUUCCCCCCUCUUCGAGUGCGCAAUCUUAGGAAAGGAAGCUAUAUUAAAAGAACUAGAAAAAGACAGACAAGACGGACCGAAGAAGAGGAAGAAACAAGCGGAAUCUACGCUUUCCCCGGUAUAAAUUUAACACCCCUAGCGACGAACCUCACUGAACAGCCCAAGCCACCACAUCUACGAACAAAUAUCGCCGUAGAACCGAUAGCAGAAAACACCUUACUCUCACCAUGGGGCGAUAGCCUCGAAGGAAACAACAAUAGACUCACACAAAUCGGACUUCACCAUCAAGAAGAAUCAAAACAUCGACUCAUCACCGUAGCAAACACAGGAGCAAUACUCUCAAUCAUUACGUCCCUUACAUUCUUCCUCAGCUAUUACUACUGCGGCUGCUCCUGCAACUGCCUAAAACUCCUACGAAAAAUCAAGAAGAAGAAACAAAAACAAACUGAAGGAAAAUUCAAUGAAACAUUCGAACUUUCAAAUACCAAUACAACCGACUCAACC
Messenger RNA from Cotesia congregata, 552 nucleotides. The record is from the annotation of a GenBank genome assembly. NCBI's taxonomy places the organism in Eukaryota, Metazoa, Arthropoda, Insecta, Hymenoptera, Braconidae.